This is a messenger RNA of Metarhizium album ARSEF 1941, 975 nucleotides long. Its product is annotated as Ulp1 protease family protein. Gene Ontology annotation, biological process: proteolysis. Lineage: Eukaryota; Fungi; Ascomycota; Sordariomycetes; Hypocreales; Clavicipitaceae. Bases 1 to 975 code for a protein of 324 amino acids. The record is from RefSeq and is a predicted model, not a curated record. The transcript has 3 exons. Gene Ontology annotation, molecular function: cysteine-type peptidase activity; deNEDDylase activity.
AUGAGGAGGACCCCCGUCUGCCUCUGGGGUUUUUUUCCCCCUCUUGAAAGCACCCGCUUCUAUCACGGCUUGUCAAUUAUUCGUUCAAGGCAUCACCACAGCUCCAGCUCCGCCGACGCAUCUAGUUCCACGCUCUCCAUUCCGUCUGAGGGCUGCGUCGAGGCUGGCAGCAAGGGAAGCGCAGGCUCCCAAACGAAGUCCAUGACCAAAACCAACAAGAUGCCCUUUCGACAACGCAUGGCCCGCCACUUUGGCGAUUCGCUUUCACCUGAAAAAUCCUACUUGAGUUACUACGACGUAUUGUUGACCGUUGAAGACAUCAAGUCGCUUAAAAAUGACUGGCUUACGGAUAACAAUAUUGCCUUCUGGGAGGAAUAUCUCGAACGGGAGACUUUGCCUCGCUACCCCCAAGCCAGGAUUGUGCUGCUGCGUCCGAGUAUGAGUUUCCUUCUGAUGAAGGAGCCUGAUAUUCGUCAUGUCCGCUCUGCGCUGCCCGACUUUUCCAAAGUUACCCACGUCUUCCUCCCAAUCAACGAUAAUCGCAACGUGAGCGUUGCCGAGGGCGGCAGCCAUUGGUCACUGCUGCUGGUGUCACUACUAGAUGGCAUCGCCUUUCAUUAUGAUUCCCUUGGCGGAGCAAACUUCGCCGAAGCCAACCUGGCUACGCGCCGGAUGGGCGAGGUUGUUGGACGACCGAUGCGUUUUAUCAAUCUUGAGGACUCACCUCAACAAGAGAAUGGUAGCGAUUGCGGCGUCUUCGUUUGUCUCUUGAUGCGCCACUUACUGGUCAAGCGCCUGCUAAGUGCCAAUGCCCGAGAAAAGGUCUCUAUGAGCAUGGCGGGCAAAAUGGUCGAUAGUAACGGCGGCCGGAAGGAGAUGAUGCGCAUCAUUGAGAACCUUCGCAAGGAGGGAGAACGUAGACGAUCCCGGAGCGCAAGCCCCUUUACCAACAAGACGCCUCCGCGGAUUGAAUAG